Amoebophrya sp. A25 is the source of this 365-nucleotide messenger RNA. NCBI's taxonomy places the organism in Eukaryota, Dinophyceae, Syndiniales, Amoebophryaceae. The record is from the annotation of a GenBank genome assembly.
AUGUUGCCGUGCAACGGAUCUUCUUCUUCAUCUGGUAUUAAGGCUACCGCUGAAGCAUCCUCAGCAUUAUCCUUGGCUCUUUUUCUACUUGAAAAGGAAGCCAAGGAUGCUCUCAGGGAUGCGACCGCGGUAGCUCUAAAAAUGGUAGUGGUCGUGGACUAGAUGAAAAUACAAGAUUAGUGGUGGCCGCGUAUGAAGGAUUGGGCGCGUCACUUUCUCUUUCAUUGGCAGCAUCUUUGAUACAGAAGUCUUCGUUUGGACAAGAGCCGCAGGAAGUGCGAAUUCUGGAAAAUCCGCGGAGAGAAAUUGAACGUCUCCAAACAGAGAUUCAUCACCUUCAAGCUAUGGACCUACAGGAGCUUCAG